AUGAGAACAACAGACCCCAAAAACUGGUACAAAAUAAACCAAAGAUCACAUCGCAAUCUGCCCCUCUUUGGUUUACAUCCCUCUGCUAUAGAGACGCGGCUUAGAAAGAGUUUCAUAGAUGCUCUGAAGGAAUUCUAUGGUCAUAGUACUUGUGUACGAUUGCUGUAUAGACAAAGUACAGGACGUUACGGUUAUAUCUACUCCAUCCUCUAUAUCGUUUUACUAUCCUUCGGCAUAUUCACACUCGUGACAGACGUCGGUCACAUGGUCGGCGCGCCGAACAUCGAAGUGAGUCCGCACGAGCAGCGGCAGCAGCCAGCGCUCCUGGAGUUCCCGGCCAUAGCGCUAAACCGGCGAGACAAAAACAAAACAUUUACACUAGAAGAAAUAGAGAGUAACUUGCUUGCGUAUGGCGGGCUGGUGAGCCGCACCAAAACUAAGUUCAACAUGAACUUCAUCAAGUUCCUGGAUAGUGUCGACCAGGAGACUAACGUUACUAAUAUUCUGCUAAAGCUAUCCCCCGAGUGCGGCGACAUGCUGGUGUACUGCGAGUGGAAGGACAAGAGCAUCCCGUGCCGGCACAUGUUCGCCACGCGCAUGACGCCGCACGGCUUCUGCUGCCUCAUGAACUCUAGAUACGCACCCGAAGAUUCGUCAAGAAAACCAAUGUAUUUACACUCGCACAACUACGGCACCGGUCUGCUGGUGGUCGUGCAGGAAGAUGUAGAUGACUUCAUGUUCCUGCGUCGACUUGGCACCGAUACUGAGGUGAUAAUUUUUGGUGGCAAUCAAUACCCGAUUCAAGACAGUGGUGGCGUGCGGUCUUUCCCCGCUCCAAAGAACUACUUCGUCAGCGUCAAACUGAAAACGCGGAGGCAGGAAGUAUCAAGUGGCGUUAUUUUUGAUGAAAAUUUGAGCGGUUGCCUGGCGCACGGGCCGCCCGCCCCGCUGUGCCUGGCGCGGUGCCGGCGCGGCGCGGCCGCUGCGCUGUGCUCGUGCGUGCCGCCCGCGCUGCUGCCCGCACACACGGACAAGGUCUGUACGCCCGAGUACUUGCACUGCAUUGUUAGACAUCGAGAAAUACUCCUCCAAUACUUCCCCGACUUCUCCCAGUCGCAGGGCGCGGCCGAGGAGAUGUCGGACUCAGUGGACUGCCGGCACUGCCGCCCGCACUGCGCACACACCUACCACGAAGCUAGGCUUACGAGGCAGAGGGUGGACACAGGGGAGAGAUACUUUUUGGAUCAGUACACCAAGAAACUAGUAAACUAUCCCAACUCGACACUGGUCCACAUUUACUUCGCGUCAGACCGACAGGAGUUCUACAGCGUUGGAGUUACUUACCGCUGGUUCGACUUUGCAAUAUACAUCAGCAAUCACUGGAUGACAAUAGUGGGGAUGGGUUUAAUCAACUUCUGGGAAGUGAUCUACUUCACCACAUUCCGGUGGUACCACCACUAUCAGCGACGCAAGGAAUCCAUGGAGCUGACUGAUACUUUUAAACAUUUAUAAUUUCAGUUCAAAUAUAUAGCUUUUUAUAUAAGAUAUUAUUUGUAAAAUAUAUAAAAAAAUUUGUAACGGAAAUAACUAGCUGUUAUUAGAUGAUUCACAAUUUUGAAAUUGUAAAAUGCGUUUCAAAUUAGAAUAUGCCAUGAUGGACCCGCGCCAUGUUGUGACGUCAUUUCUGUCAUGAAAAUUAUGUACGUGUAAAUGAUUCAUUAAAAUAAUGCAUAUUUAUGAAUAGUUUUAAUAAUGUUAUACAAUUCACAAAAAAAUGAAAAAAAAAAUGUUUUUGCUGCUGUCCAUACUUUGUUAUCUAACUUUGACAGAUCAAGGUUAUUGACGCGUAUAUUCUUAUUUGAAACGCAUUGUUGGCUUGGUAUACUCAUUGAGAGGAUUAAUUACUUCUGCCUUUCAAAAUAACAACUUAAUGAUCCUCAUUAUCUCCAAUAAAAGGUUUAUAAAAUGUAAUAACGUCAUAGUGAUUGCUUAUAAUAAAUAAUAAGUUUUAUAUGAAAUAAAUUGAUCACGAACUUUGACCAUUACAAAUGUGGUCAGGGCCUGUAUAACAUGUAGGUACUUGAAAAUCUAAGGUCGAUCUUCAAUUUUAUUUGUGAUAUAUUAUAUGCUAUCGAAAAAUAAAAUUGUAAACUUAAUUGAAUAAAAAUAUCAGACUAAAAAA
Colias croceus (clouded yellow) is the source of this 2182-nucleotide messenger RNA. RefSeq lists its product as uncharacterized. The transcript is spliced from 10 exons. Gene Ontology annotation, biological process: sodium ion transmembrane transport. Bases 1 to 1512 code for a protein of 503 amino acids. NCBI's taxonomy places the organism in Eukaryota, Metazoa, Arthropoda, Insecta, Lepidoptera, Pieridae. Gene Ontology annotation, cellular component: membrane. The record is from RefSeq and is a predicted model, not a curated record. Gene Ontology annotation, molecular function: ligand-gated sodium channel activity.